CCCUCGUGUUGCCGUGCAGGGUCCAAGAGCCAGGCGGAAGCCGCUGUAGCCGCUACGCCCGAUCGGGGGAGGUGCCCCCGGCCCGCGGUCCAAUGGCACCCGUGGCACACACAUGGCACACCAGGCGGCAUUAUCGUCGUCUAUGUGUGUGUGGGUGUGUGUAUGUGUGCUGUCUCGACAAAAGGACGUGGAACUUUGUAUUGCUAGCAGUGUUGGACGUUCGUACGCUAUAAGACCAGAUUGGCUCCGAUUCAGACCCAGCCGCUUGUUGGGAAAAGCGUACAGCCUCGAAGCCUUCUCUCUCUUUGUACCAUCCCGAGUCGGGUGAGGAAGUACAUACAUAUCCAAUACUAUCCAUCCAUCUGCCCAUCGCCAUGGUGAGUGUGUACCCAACCAAGUCGGAGGGACACGAUCCUGAUCUCGCUUGUGUGCCUUGCAUCGACGGGUCCAUGUGUAUACAGUACUGUACCAACAUUCAUGAUCGUUGUAGCCCGCCGCAUCAGCAGCAGCAUACGAUUCCAUCUUCCUCUUCGGGGACUCCAUCACCCAGGACUCGUUCAAUCAGCAGCGCGGAUCGGGUUUCUCUGCAGCUCUGCAGCACGUGGCUACACCAGCCGCCAGGCCCUCCAAGUCUUGCCCUACAUCCUCCCUUCUCCCGAGCACACUCAUAUAAAGCUGCUGCUGGUCUUCUUCGGCGCAAAUGAUGCGUCGCUCCCCAAGGCCCAGAACAACCAGCAUGUGCCUCUCGACGAGUAUCAAGACAACCUUGCCAAGAUCAUAUCCCACCCACAGGUCGUAGCUCAUGCUCCCAAGAUUGUGCUUGUUGCGCCGCCUCCCAUCAACGAGUAUAUGCAGUGGAACUCGGACCAGAGCAAAGGUCUAAAGUCUCUCUCGCGCAAAGCCGCCAUCACCAAGACCUACGCAGAUGCCGUUGUCCGGCUUGCCCAAAGUGCGGGCGUACCUGUCAUCAAUCUCUGGGAGGCUUUCAUGGCCAAGGCUGGGUGGAAGCUGGACACUUGGAAGCAUGGCGAUGCCUUGCCUGGCUGCAUGGACGCGGAGCCAAACGAUGCGCUGGCUGAUUUGAUGUACGAUGUCAUAGGGCUACAUCUGAAUCCUGCCGGCUACGAUAUCUUGUUUGAUGAGCUAAUGAAGGUCAUCGGCCGUGACUGGCCCGAUUUCCUGCCCCAACACCUGCCCAAUGUUCUUCCGCUGUGGAACGACCCUGAGGGCUGGGAGAGUUGGAGGUCCAAGAUUCAAGAGCGUCAGAGCUAA
Periconia digitata is the source of this 1272-nucleotide messenger RNA. NCBI's taxonomy places the organism in Eukaryota, Fungi, Ascomycota, Dothideomycetes, Pleosporales, Periconiaceae. The record is from the annotation of a GenBank genome assembly.